Austrofundulus limnaeus is the source of this 1514-nucleotide messenger RNA. It is a transcript of the gene fastkd5, whose product is annotated as FAST kinase domains 5. The record is from RefSeq and is a predicted model, not a curated record. Gene Ontology annotation, cellular component: mitochondrial matrix; ribonucleoprotein granule. NCBI's taxonomy places the organism in Eukaryota, Metazoa, Chordata, Actinopteri, Cyprinodontiformes, Rivulidae. Gene Ontology annotation, biological process: mitochondrial RNA processing; regulation of mitochondrial mRNA stability. Gene Ontology annotation, molecular function: RNA binding.
GUGUGGCUGCAGAUUCCCUUCUCUCACAGUGUGCUGGAGGCGCUUGAGUUUGAGCUGAGUAGGCGAGCCAACCAUGUGAGUUUACAUCAGCUGUUGUUUGCUGCCGACCUGUGGAGUUGCGUCAGGAGGCAGGUGCCAGGGUUUUUACAACACGUCUACAAACUGGUUCGCCCACAUCUGGGACAAAUGGGAGUUUCUGAGGCGAUACAUCUGUUGUAUAUUAUAGGAGAAGGCAGGCACUGUCCAAAAGACUUGAUGCAUCCAUUAGAGCAACUUCUGAUGCGUGUUUUACCUCAGCUGUACCCCGAGGAGAUCGGAACUGCGUGUCUGGGCCUCUUCAAGUCCCAAACCUCAAUCAGUGAGGAUGCAGUGACACGUAUUGUUGAUGGUGCACUCUCUUAUGUGACUGAGAUGAGCGACUUUGCAGUGGUGAAUGUGAUGAAAUACCUGCGUUUUAGUUACCUCUCUCACAGAGAUUGGCUGGACGCGAUGGCACAGGAAGUUCCUCGCCGGGCCAACAGGAUGAACGUCUYCGGGCUAAUGCACAUCACUUUGACUUGUUCUGCUCUUCGUUAUCGCAAUGACGGCAUCCUAAAUGCUAUCGCUGAGACAGUUCCCUCUCUUGUGCCACAAUGCAGAAGUAAAGACUCGUGCAAACUCUUAUGGGCCUUUGGCAAGUUUCAGUUUCUCCCCAGUCGGAGUCCAGCUUUUUAUCCAAGCCUCACAGAAAACAUGAGGCAAARGAAAGCUGAAUUCCAGCGAUACCCAGAGCACCUGCUUACUGGUCUUCUAGGCUUGGCUUUCAUCUCUCAGUUCCCAGAAGAUCUUGUUGCAUUUGCUUUAACCCCUGAGUUUGUCAACUUCGUACUGAAAAAACACCAUCUAGAUCUAAGAAGAGACUUGUUUACAUUAGACGGUGCUGUUUCUAUGGAAGUACCUCAGUGGACUGGCCCUCGGUUGAGUUCUGAGUUAAGAGAAGAAGUGGCAGAAAUGCUGUGGAAGUUUGCAGAGUCGGAAAUAUGCCAGAAAUUAGAAGUUCUGGAAGCAGAAUCGUCUCUUCAAGACCUCCUUGGAGGAGAGAAGUUUGUGCGUAAGAGAAUGAUCCUGCCCCACACUCGCACCAUCGACCUGGAAGUGCAUCUGGACUCCGCUGGACAGCCUAUUCCUGUGAACCCGCCAUCUCCAGAGCAGAACUCACCAAUAAUUCCCUCUAAUCAGGGCUGGGUAAAAUUAAACACCAAAGUGACCAUUAGUGAUGAACUUUUCACACAACUAAUAAACGGCAUAAAACCUUCAAAUUCUUCAGCUUCAUCUACCGGCCUUAAGCCUGGAUCCCCCCUCAGGUUACCAUCAAAUGAUUGUGAUAGAUUGUUUGACUCAGUUCUAGACUUUAAAAGGGACAUCCCAAAAACCAGUUCUAGAACUACAGAGUCUCAUUUGCAGAACUCCAAAAACCCUAUAAAAGUGGCUGUGCAGGUCUCGAGCAGGAAUCACCAUUGUUCCACACGGCAGCU